CAAUUCAUGGGGUCACAAAGAGUUGAACACGACUGAGAGACUGGACUGAACUGAACUGAGGGUUACUCUGUGCCUUUUCCAUGACACUGAGCAGGGUCCCCCUAGCUAACUGAGGACCAUAAAUGUGUCUCUGAAUGAAACAGCUUUAAUAUCCCCAAGCCAGGUUCAUGGGGGCUGGUCAUCAGCUCUCCCCACAGCUCCACAACUUGAGAGCUGGUCAUCAGCCUUCCCCCCACGCUUUAAUAUCUCCAAGACCAGCUCUUGUGAGGGCUGAUGACCAGCUCACAAGUUGUGGAGCUGUGGGGAGAGAGGGGUGGCUAGGACUUCCACCUUCUUUGAAGUAGGAGUAGUUUGGGCAAACCUAUGAUGCAACUUACUUGUCACCGCUGAGCAGUGAUGAAGCGGUCUUUCUUAGAAUGCUUUUACUGACCGGGUGCUCAUUCGCUAUUGAAAAUCAACCCAUUCGGUGCCGAACACCUCUUACAAUUACAAAGUGUUCUUUCUCAGUUCCCGCUCCCCCACCCUCCUUUCCAUCCCACUUCCGUCCUCGCCUCCUUCUUCCUCCUUUCAUCUUCCCCUUCCUCUUCUGUCUGCAGUUUUAUCCCUCCCUUGUAGCUCAAAUUGUUAAGAAUCUGCUGCAACGCGGGAGACCGUGGUUCGAUCCUUGGGUUGGGAAAAUAGCCUGGAAAAGGAAAUGGCAACCCACUUCUGUAUUCUUGUCUGGGAAAUCCCAUGGUCCAUCAUGGAGAACACAAAUGGUCUUCAGCGUGAUUCCUUGGCCAGCUGAUGGGAACUUGGUCUCCAGCUGCUAUUAACAAUCCUCCGGGUCUUGCACCAUCUCUAGGAAGCAAAACCUUUUAUCUGGAUGCUAUGACUUGGCCUUCUGGUCCAUUCAUGUCGUCCAUCAGUUUGCCCAAUUUCCACUAAUAACCCCAUCUAGAACCACAGGAAACUUGAAAUGGGUUGAUCUGGCGUCUUGAGGCCCCACUGGCUCCGGAUGGAAGCCAUGGAGAAGCUAGAGUGCUGGAAGUGACUCUCCUGAACCAGUGUACACAGGCAGUGCUGGUUCCAAUUCUCUGCCCAGAAGCACCUGGACUUUUACAGCCUGCGCCCAGCCGGGAGCAGUCACGGGCCGCGCUGCCGCUUUAAGAGAGGGGCGGGGCCCGGGUACAGGCGAGGCAGAGCCGGCCCACAAAGCUCCUUUUCCUUUUUGAUCCAUUCAAAAAUUACUCAUUGCAAAUUCCCGGACUGCUGGGAGCGCAGAAGGAAGGGGGCGGAGGAGAGAGGGCUGCUGCGGGCGCCGAGCAGGGGGCACCCGGGGCCCGAGUGGCGGCCGGCCGGCCGGGCAGAAAGCGGCUCGCAGUUUUGGCUCCGGUGGCCUCACCAGGAAGCGUCAGUCUCGACACCAGGGAACCUCCGAGCGCCGCCUGCGCCUCCGCCUGCGCCCGGCUCCGGAUCCCCAAGCCCCCCUCCCCUGCCCCGGGCCGGCCCUCCGCCCUCCAGGGCCCUCCGGCUCGGGUGCCUUCCCGGGAGAUGGCUGGCCGCUGAGCAUGGCUCAGUACGGCCACCCCAGCCCGCUCGGCAUGGCUGCGAGAGAGGAGCUGUACAGCAAAGUCACCCCGCGGAGGAACCGCCAGCAGCGCCCCGGGACCAUCAAGCAUGGAUCGGCGCUGGACGUGCUGCUGUCCAUGGGGUUCCCCAGAGCCCGCGCACAAAAAGCCUUGGCAUCCACGGGAGGAAGAAGCGUUCAGGCAGCAUGUGACUGGUUGUUCUCCCACGUCGGCGACCCCUUCCUGGAUGACCCCCUGCCCCGGGAGUACGUCCUCUACCUCCGCCCCACCGGGCCCUUAGCGCAGAAGCUCUCCGACUUCUGGCAGCAGUCGAAGCAGAUCUGCGGCAAGAACAAGGCGCACAACAUCUUCCCCCACAUCACCCUCUGCCAGUUCUUCAUGUGUGAGGACAGCAAGGUAGACGCCCUGGGGGAGGCCCUGCAGACCACCGUCAGCCGCUGGAGAUGCAAGUUUUCAGCCCCGCUGCCCCUGGAGCUCUACACCUCCUCCAACUUCAUCGGCCUCUUCGUGAAGGAAGACAGCGCAGAGGUCCUCAAGAAGUUUGCUGCCGACUUCGCAGCAGAAGCUGCCUCCAAAACUGAAGUGCACGUGGAGCCCCACAAGAAGCAGCUGCACGUGACCCUGGCUUACCACUUCCAAGCCAGCCACCUGCCCACCCUGGAGAAGCUCGCCCAGAACAUCGACGUCAAACUCGGGUGUGAUUGGGUGGCCACCAUAUUCUCCCGGGAUAUCCGAUUUGCUAACCACGAGACAUUGCAGGUGAUCUACCCGUACACCCCGCAGAACGACGACGAGCUGGAGCUAGUCCCCGGGGACUUCAUCUUCAUGUCGCCCAUGGAGCAGACCAGCACCAGCGAGGGCUGGAUCUACGGCACCUCCCUGACCACGGGCUGCUCUGGACUCCUGCCGGAGAACUACAUCACCAAGGCCGACGAGUGCAGCACCUGGAUAUUUCACGGCUCUUACUCCAUCUUAAACACAUCCUCUUCCAACGCGCUCUCAUUUGGGGACGGCAUCCUGGAGAGGCGGCAGUAUGAGGACCAGGGCCUGGGGGACGCGACACCCCUCACCAUCAUCUGCCAGCCCACCCAGCCCCUGAGGAUCAGCAGCCAGCCCGGCCCUCAGAAGAGAUGCCUCUUCGUGUGUCGGCAUGGUGAGAGGAUGGAUGUCGUGUUCGGGAAGUACUGGCUAUCCCAGUGCUUCGACGCCAAAGGCCGCUACAUACGCACCAACCUAAACAUGCCUCACAGCUUACCUCAGCGGAGCGGCGGUUUCCGGGAUUACGAGAAAGAUGCUCCAAUCACGGUGUUUGGAUGUAUGCAAGCCAGACUCGUGGGGGAAGCCUUACUGGAGAGUAAUACCAUCAUCGACCACGUCUAUUGCUCCCCGUCCCUGCGCUGCGUGCAGACUGCAUACAACAUCUUGAAAGGUUUACAACAGGAAAAUCACUUGAAGAUCCGAGUGGAGCCUGGCUUAUUUGAAUGGACAAAAUGGGUUGCUGGGAACACCUUACCUGCGUGGAUACCUCCAUCAGAGCUAGCCGCAGCCAACCUAAGUGUUGAUACAACCUACAGACCUCACAUUCCAGUCAGCAAAUUAGUGGUUUCAGAAUCCUAUGACACCUAUAUCAGUAGAAGUUUCCAAGUAACAAAGGAAAUCAUAAGUGAAUGUAAAAGUAAAGGAAAUAACAUCCUGAUUGUGGCUCACGCAUCUUCCCUGGAAGCAUGUACCUGCCAACUACAAGGCCUAUCACCUCAGAACUCCAAGGACUUUGUACAGAUGGUCCGAAAGAUCCCCUACUUGGGAUUUUGUUCCUGUGAAGAAUUAGGAGAAACUGGAAUCUGGCAGCUGACAGACCCACCAAUCCUCCCUCUGACCCAUGGACCAACUGGCGGCUUCAACUGGAGAGAGACCCUGCUACAAGAGUAACCGGGCGAGCAAGCGAGAAGAAAGAGCUUGAGGAAGGCGUGGGGAGAAGGGUCUGUAUGUGUGUUUAGUACCAGUGGGGAAGUCUGCACCACAUCCUAAGUGGACAAAGAAUAAUUUAGCAUCUUUCAGGCUUUAAAGUUCUUAGGAUGAGACUGUGUCAAGAAGAGAAAGACUUGAUUCAGGGAUAAAAUUCAUUCUCUCUGGACCCUUUUGAGAAUUGUCUUCCUACAUCAGGGCACCUGCUACCGCGGAGGGUGUUUUCUCGCUUCCGUAUAUGCUAGCUAAGGAGCCUGGGUCUUCGCAGAGGGAGCCACCAGCCCACCCUCAGGAAGGAUGCAGGAAGGUCCAGCUGGAGGGACUCUAAGCUGCCAGGCUGGGGAUGGGAUUUUCUUCUAGACUCCGUGCUCCAGUGAAAGCCAAGCUGCAGGAUUCCUUCGAGAUUACUAGAAAACAUGUGGCUUCCCAUCAAUUCCAACGCUCAGUGCGACCCACACACUAGUGCUGCUGGCUCAAGACACCUGCUCGGGGACCCUAACCUUUACGCUGGUACCACCCAUCACAUUUUCUCUACAGCUGACUGCAGCUUUUUGCUACAGUCCUACCCUCUUGCUUCUGUCUGUGAAAUGGAGAGAGAAAGCAUUUUUUGCUCUCCAAAGCACUUUUGGAUACUCAGGAGGAAGAUAAGAUGCACGUAUGAAGCAUUCAAUUGUAGGCGCAACAAACUUGUAAAACAUCAAGUGACUUGGAGUGACUCGCGUUGUAGCCUAACAAGCCACAGCACUUCUGAAUCAUUUGCGAUUUGCUCGCCUUUGCCCCAAGAGUCUAGACCAUGUUAACCAGUUAAGCAUGUUGACAUUUUCAAAAGAUGUAUGUCAGGUACAUCCUUUGAGUCAGCAAGAAGCUCAUUCUUGUGCAAUAUGGACAUCUUCCCAAACCAUACCAAGGGUCAGGUCAUCAUACACUUGCAGUACUUGUCAGCCAGAACAGAACAUUCACAAGCGGCGUCCAUCACAGCCAGGGACGUACUGCGAAGUCAGGGAACGGACUUAAAUGAUGACAAUCACGACCGCACUGCUGCUUGUGCUGUUGUGUUGGUUGGUUGGUUUUGCUAAGGUAAUUUAAAAUAGGUAGGCAGGGCUACUUGAGGAAAGUCGGGAGAGCCACAUCCCGUGGUAGCUCGUCACACCUGCUUCCUGAAUUUAGAGGGAGUUUAUUUAAAAGAAAAAUAAACGACAAUCAAACCAAAACAUCAGUUAUUGAUGUCUAGUUAAUUGUGUGACUAGCUGGCUGUCGAUGGUAGCAGACAAUGGUCUGGCACGGUGUAGUUCACUCUGUAGGAUAUACCUGCAAAAUGAAAUCCCAGCCAUUUGAAGAGAACAUUCAUGUAAAACAGAUCAAUGUAUAUUGUAGCAUUAAAUAAGCUUCAAAACCCAAAUGCAGAAAACACAUGGUAUAUAAAAACAGAUCUGUGCUCCUAUUUGGAACCAGAAUUUGAUGAUCCUUGAAAACAGGAGGAGGUGAAAGGAUGCUGGCUACGUAUGUUAAUUAGCAAGAGGAUCACUGUUGGGUUUGAGUCACUUAGAGAAAGAUGUCAUGAAUUUUAUAUUUUAAGAAACAAAUCUUUGAUUUCUUCCAGCACUGCACACUGAUCCAUCUUCUGGAUCUAGAAGUAACUGUGCUGACAUGAUUGAUUAAAAGUUUUCAGCUCAAAAUGGGGGGAGUGCAUUAAAGGUGUUAAAAGUCACAUUAUGGCCAGUCAUUCUUUUAUUUGUAAUGAGGUAAAUCCACUGUCACCAGAUCUGUAAUGUUUAUUAGAUUCUCCACAAACUCUCACGGACUUUCGGUGCUCAGAAUAAUGCUUGAACAUCUCAUAUCCUAUUUCCUUGAAAAGUGUAGCAGUGUGUGCUGGGCAGGAUCUGUACUUGUACAGAAGAAAGUUCAGACUUACCCUCUCUCUCCCUCUCCGUGGACUUAGGCCUUUGAUGACCUGACAGGUUGGUUUAGGUGGGCUGCAGUCCUAUGUGUGAGCAAAGGAAGGCAGAAAUCUGAAAUAAUUCUCUGAAUAAUUUUAGGUGGAAAACCUUGAGUGAAAGAGUUAAUUCCUCUGUUGACCCAGAUUGUUGAUCAGAAUGGCCUGAAUGAUCUCAAUUCACAUGAAAUUCUCCUUUUCCACAUAUACCUACUUGAAAAACUAAACUCGGACGACCCCAUUUGAGAAAUUCUUUGGAAAUUACAUUGCAUCUAUGUAUAUACGAAAGAGAAAAGACAACUGUAUUAUGUGAUUUCAUAUCCAUUUAAAAUUCUCAGUUGCUAUCUAUCACAACUCAAAGUUCAGGCUGGUUCUUUUUGAUCUGAGGCUGAUGCUUAUUAACAAAUAUUUUGAGGGGUUAGGAGAAAGGAGGAAGGGGAGAUGGAAGGAAAUGCCAGACAGAAGCAGCAAAUGGUUGCUUGUAAGAGGAAAUUUUUUUUUUUUAAUGUAGAAAGUUAUCUGAAAUAGACAGAUGAAAUUAAAGGAUUUAAUCUGGGCUUGAAAGUCUGAAACAGUCGGCUUCUCUCACACGUGUGCCACACCAUCCUGCUGACAACCCAGUAUUAUUCACAGAUAGACUUUGGUUUCAGUGAUUUUAAAAUGCCACGUCGAUUCCUCUGUGGACUAGAAUAAUUGGCACAUUUUAAUGCAGAAGCUUGGGGUUUCAUUUUCCCAGGCUCCUUCUCUCACUGCAGUGGCAGCUAGGAGCACAUGCCUUCACCCUAGCAAGGAGUUCAGAGUACGGUGUUUUCCAUUACAUUUAGAUUCUUAGAAUCUGAAUGGCUGAUUAAAUGGCCAUCUGAUGGCUGAAAGAGGGGGUAUUUUUCACCCUGUACUGAAAGGCUUGGAGGAGUUUCUAGUUUUUAUUUUCAUUAUACUUUAACCAAAGAAUUAUUUUAAAGUAACCUUAUAUUUGAAAGAUGAUUUUGCAAAAAAUAAAAUAAAAAUAAAAAAUAUCUUCUGGAGUGAUGUCAGUUUGGUAAAUCACUGUUGAUAAUUUUCUUGCAUUUUAGGCUGAUGUGGUCGUUUCCUGUCAGUGGAAUCUGAAAUGCAUAUAGAUUGUCAUCCAGUUGUGCUUAGUAUUAUCAUAAAUGUAUCUUUUCCACUCAACUAGCUGUGUUCAUAUUAAACCAAGUCUCUUAUUUCAGUCACCUACUGUCAUCAGGACUAAUUGAAAAACCACAGUCAGAGAAGUUCCUAUUUCAUUGCCUUUGUAGAAAGGCGGCCCUAUGUGAUCAACGGGGAGGCAUUCCACGUAACCUAGGCACUCGGCAACUCCAGUGUUUAAUUUGAAAGCAGUGAUGAAUCGCUCUUUUGAAUGUACUCUUAAGUCACGCGUGUGUCAGAAUACAGAUGAACCCCCUUUAAUUUUCGCAGGCACAGUCACAACUGUGCUGUGUCUGCACCAACUCCUCAGAUAAUGCGGCUCAGGAUUAUUUGCAUUUAAAUUGCAGUCCAGCACGCGUGUGAACGCUCAGAGAUGCCGGUGGGGCUGCCUCCCCAGGAGGGAUGUGAUCUGUAGAGGAGGGUGGGGAAAGAGCAAUUUAAUGUCUAUACUAUUUAGCUUAAUGUUCACUUUAGAAAGGUGAUGCAGGAUAUUUUGUUAGUGAUGGCAGAUGCUUUUCAUGAAAAACUUUAAGGGAAGGGAGGAAAAACCUCUGUGCAGAAGAAAUAAUUCGAUUUUUAAAUACAUAUAAUAUUUUGUUCAGUGUAUGUAGGUUUAAAAUUAUGAUGGAUAGUCAGACUUAAUAUAUAAUCAGUUCUUACAAUGGUUUUAUACUGAACCAUUUAGCUGCCAUUACACAGAAAUUUGAAUUUUACAAUUGCUCAACUAUUCUUGGACUCUGUACAGGAUACAUAUAUAUAUACACACACAUAUACAUAUAUGUAUGUAUCUAUAAUGGGAAACGUACUGGUUCUUCCUUUGGUUACCACUCAAGAUGGGAACAGCACCCUGAAGCAUUUUGGUUACGCAUAGACUAUUCUAAACCUGCUGUUAGGGGAGGUGUAUUGGUUUCUUUCUCCUUUAUAAGGCUAUUGUAUCAUUAACUUUCUGUGUGAUUCAGGUGUAUUUAUUUGUGACAAGGCUUUGUAAUUAUAAAAAAGGGAACCCACACCUGACUGUAUUGCCAACUCCCUUGUAAACUACCUGUGGCGUCUCGUUUCCUGGUCGCGUGCUCUUCUCGACACAGCUCUGGCACCAUUGUAAUUAGUUCAUCCACUCCAUUAGCAUCUCCAUUUAAGUGGUUCCCAGAUGAUUUAAUAAAGAGAAACUGUGUCCUCA
Messenger RNA from Capra hircus (goat), 7813 nucleotides. It is a transcript of the gene UBASH3B, whose product is annotated as ubiquitin associated and SH3 domain containing B. Gene Ontology annotation, cellular component: cytoplasm. Lineage: Eukaryota; Metazoa; Chordata; Mammalia; Artiodactyla; Bovidae. Gene Ontology annotation, biological process: negative regulation of protein kinase activity; collagen-activated tyrosine kinase receptor signaling pathway; peptidyl-tyrosine dephosphorylation. The record is from RefSeq and is a predicted model, not a curated record. Gene Ontology annotation, molecular function: protein binding; protein tyrosine phosphatase activity. The transcript has 14 exons. Bases 1551 to 3500 code for a protein of 649 amino acids.